Messenger RNA from Phytophthora sojae, 699 nucleotides. RefSeq lists its product as hypothetical. The transcript has a single exon. Lineage: Eukaryota; Oomycota; Peronosporomycetes; Peronosporales; Peronosporaceae. The record is from RefSeq and is a predicted model, not a curated record. The coding region runs from base 1 to 699 and encodes 232 amino acids.
AUGCGUUUCUAUCAAGCUACACUGGUGGCGCUAGUCGCUUUCCUCGCCAGCUCUGCUUCCCUCUCGGCGGCAAAAGCCCCAGUCUCUUCGGGUAGGUCUCUGCGGGUUAACUCACCGGUUAGUCCAGACGAUGAAGACAGAGCUGGUGGCAAUCUGGCAUCCCUCGAGUCGACAGUGCGCAACGUUGCUUCACUGAAGGGGGGACAGCUAUCGGAGGCGUCUGACGAUAUCGUGAAAAAGCUGUUGGGGCUCUCGGAGAAGGCCCUCAAGCCGCACAAGAACUACAAGUACAUCAUGUGGGACGGUUCCGCUGUCUGGAACGCGUGGCUGAAGCAACAUGUCACUUCGUUCGAAGCCUGGGCUAAGGUGGGGCUGGGUAAAACCACCGAAGACCAGCUACUGAAAGUCAUGAAGACCGAAGCGUUUAAAAACUACGUGUCGUACCUGAAGGUAUUUGACGAUGCUGCGGUUACCAAGUGGAAAGCGACUGGCCAAGGUCCUCUGGUUAGUGCCGAUGCAACGGCCGGGGAGUUAGCAGCGAGAUCAAUGGUUCUGGCGGCUACGAAUAGAGACGACGGGUACGCCAAGUUGGCUCUGGGGCUGGGCGGACUGACCGGAAGAGCGCUCAAGAAGCACGCGAACUAUCCGUUUUACGAAAAGUACUACAAGGCCGCGUUGGCUGUGGCGAAGAAGAGAUAA